AUGCCGCUGGGGUAUGUCUUCUUCAAGCAGUUUUCUGGCCUCUUAGAAAUGAGCAUCGUGAAUUGCGUGUCCACCUUUGUGAUCAUCGGCAUCGGUUCUGACAUGAUUUUUGUCCUGACGGAUGCCUGGCGGCAAUCGGCGCGGGUGGUGCUGCUCGAGGACCUCAAAACCGAGGAGCCGGAAGAGGAGGAGGAAGACAAGUUUGAUCGAGCCUGCCGUGCACAUGAGAGGUACCUUCAGAAGCGCUUGGCCUGGGUCUAUUCCAAUGCCGGGGUCUCCUGCAUCACGACCGGGCUUUGCGGUGCGAGUAGCUUUCUGGUGAACUUGAUGAGUGUUUUGAUGCCCCUGCGCGAGUUUGGCCUCUUCAUGGGCCUUUGCGUGAUCUGGGCCAUUUGUUUGGAGCUGGUGAUGUAUCCCAUGGCUUUGGUGGCGCGUGACCGAAGGAAGUUUCGGAAGCAACUGGCGCAACAGGAGAGAGAGCUAGAGGAUGGGUCUGCCUGGACCGAUCUGGUGGUACAGCCAGCGAUACGGGACUCCCAGGUGGCACCUUCUGAUUCGGUCGGCUACGACCCUGCUGCCCAGUUGAAGGGAAGGAGCUGGCUCGUGCGGUUUUUUGCAAGCACCUGGUGCGAAUUCAUCUCGAACUACAAGAAAUGGGUGCUGGCUGGAUUCGCCAUCCUGUCACUCAUCAGCUUAGUCUUGGCCUUGCGCCAGGUGGAUGGCUCGAUGCCAGUGAUCUUCCCAGCCAGUCACAACCAAGUGCUGGGCAGGGAGGUGAGAAGCCGCUUCAAGUCCGCAGCGGGCAUCGCCGCCACCUCUGCCUUGGACGCUGCCUACAUCUGCGAUGUCGCAGCCGAGCAGUUCUCCAACAAACCAGACACACUUUCAGGUUGCGGAAGCUUCAUAUCUCUGAACUACUGCAACAAUGAGUUCGAGGGAGCCAUGCGAAAUCAAUGUGGCACAUCCUGUGGAUUUGAAGGAUACUGUCUGGCCAGCUGGUGCCAGGUGGAUGCAGCUCCCAAUGUCUCCAAGUCAGAGCCAGGUCGUUGCGAUUGCUACCAGAGCAACGACGCUCAGACCUACUCUGCUUCCAAUGCAGCAGGCAUUUCGAGGUUUGAGACCACGAUCGUGGGCUUUGACCAGGAGCGACCUCGGCACUCGUGCCCUACUUGGAGUCUCUCUUUAUGGAGAUGCUCGCGCCAGUAG
Messenger RNA from Durusdinium trenchii, 1206 nucleotides. NCBI's taxonomy places the organism in Eukaryota, Dinophyceae, Suessiales, Symbiodiniaceae. The record is from the annotation of a GenBank genome assembly.